Molecule: messenger RNA, 5021 nt
Organism: Xiphophorus hellerii (green swordtail)
Lineage: Eukaryota; Metazoa; Chordata; Actinopteri; Cyprinodontiformes; Poeciliidae
Gene: pkp3b
Product: plakophilin 3b
Exons: 13
Coding region: 341-2647 (768 amino acids)
Biological process (GO): cell-cell adhesion
Cellular component (GO): adherens junction; cytoplasm; nucleus
Molecular function (GO): protein binding
Source: RefSeq, a predicted model, not a curated record
CUGUAGCUUGUGCGCCUUUUUCUGCCACACUUUUUCCUUCUACUCAACUUUCAAACGUAUAGGGUUUACUAUUUUAUUUGUCGAGAAUAAUGCAUUUUACUAUUAAACAAUAACACAAGCCAUCUGUGUCGGGUUGUCUCUGACAGCAGGUGGAUUUGUCCCGGACCUCCUCCCCCGCAGCUCCCGCCUCCAGAUGUUGGGGCUGCUGGCUGCGCUGCUCUCCAUUUCGGACUCUCCCUCUGACGCUGACGGGACUCGGGACCGUUGGAAUAUUUACUCCCGCUGCUUUUCUCAACACUCUGCCCGGGUGAGGUUGUUUAAGUCCACGUUGUGAGUGGGUAUGACCGCUGUGAUGGCGGACGGCUGUUUUCUGACCGCGCUGCAACCGAACUCCUCGUGUACCGCCUACGUGCUGCCCUCGGACGGGCAGUCCGCGGACCCGCUGGCCAAAGUCCGGAGGGUCCAGGAGCAGGUCCGCAUGCGACUGGCCGAGAGGAAAUCCUCCUCGCUGCCCAGGCUGAGCAACUCACAGUUUGGGCCAGCAACAGACUACAUUCUUCCUGAAGUAAAAAGUCUUCCCCAGGCUCAUGGCUUCAGUUCCAGGUCCAUGAUCACCACACCCACUCGUCCCAUGGCUGUGUCUGCAGUGUCGUCUCAGGCCUCUGGGAUGUCCAGCAGCUCUCAGGUCAGGCAUAAAGAAAGCGCCUCCAUCCAGACCACCUUCCACACCUCUCACAUGCAAAGUCGAAGCCAACGCUCCAAGUCCCUGUGCCAGGACGACCACAGAGCGCUACCCAUGGCCCGUCCGCUCCACCCAGAGCCUUCCUCUGUGCCCUUCAGCGUUCCUCCACCCGGGAGCUUGAGGCGGUCCCUGAGUGGGGUCCUGGCCCAGGAGAGAGGGCCCUGGCAGGAUGAGGAGCUGCCUUACCAGUACACCUAUAAAGGUCCAUCUCAUCGCAUCAUCAACAGAAUCACCAACAGACAGCAGUACUACCAGCAGCACAGCUCUGCGUUGGGGCCAGAGGCCUGGCUGGGGAACGGCCGGGGCUUCACCAGUGCAGGGGACAGCAUGACAGGGCAGUGGCAGCAUCAUGCCUCCAGGACCAACCACGCCACGGCCCAGUACGCCCAGCUGCACCGGGCCGCCUCGCUGCGCUCUCUGAGGAGCGUCGGCAAGGGAGCAGAUAUCAUGGAUGCCGCCUCCAUACACAGCAACGAUCCUCUGGCAGAGAUGCAGAGCAUUGACAUGCCCACAGCUGUCAGAUAUCUUUCCGAAUCAAAUACUUCUCUGCAAGUUUUGGGAGCUGCUUAUAUACAACACCAAUGUUACCAUAGCAACGAUGCCAAGAACCAGGUCCGCGCUCUGGGUGGUGUUCCAGCGCUGGUGCAGCUUUUCUCCAGUGACCAUUUAGAGGUGCAGCGCUACGCUACAGCGGCUACACGUAAUCUCAUAUAUGAGAAUGCUGACAACAAGGCCGCCUUGAUAGAGGCAGGAGGACUGAUGGCUCUGGUCAACGUCCUGAGCCAACAUGACGAGGAGCUGUGGAAGACCAUUACAGGUGUCCUUUGGAAUCUGUCCUCCAGAGACAACCUGAAGGACAGGCUGGCUGUGGAAGCGCUGCCACUUCUAACUGAGAAAAUUCUGGUUCCACUUUGCAAGAGCAUCCCUCUGAACCCGUCUGAGAGAGAGAUCUUCAACAAUACCACUGGCUGCCUCAGGAACUUGAGCUCAGUAAAUGAGAGAACGAGACGGAAGAUGAGAAGCAUGCAGGGUCUGGUGGACUCUCUGGUGUGCUACAUUCAGCUGGAGGAAAGCGGAGAUGAUAAGGGUUUGGAAAACUCCUUGUGUGUGAUGAGGAAUCUGUCGUACCAGCUGUACGCGGAGCUUCCUCCGUCAGUCUGCCUCCACCUGGAGGGUCCAUCCAGAGCUUCAGCCUCCAGAACUGAUGAGGUGAUUGGCUGCUUCACUGUGCAGAGCAAAAAGAACACCGAGCUUCAACACAGGAAUCCAAUUCCAAGACUGUCACACCCCAAGGACUCUGAGUGGCUGUGGCACCCAAAGGGCGUGGCCCUCUACAAGCAGGUCCUGCAGAACACUGAAGGCAGCUCAGCUGCAGUGGAAGCUGCUGUUGGAGCCCUGCAGAACAUCACAUCUGGAGAAGGACGGUGGCCAGCAGUGCUGUGCGGCGUGGUGAGUGAGCAGGAGAGGAUGCUCCCCAUGCUGCUGGAUCUGCUGGACAGCAGCAGUGAGAUGCUCCUCAGGCCGCUGACCGGCCUCCUCAGGAACCUGACCAGGCACGCUGCAGACAAAGGCCACAUGGCUAAGAUCAUGGUGAGCGCUCUGGUGUCCAGGCUGCCUGCUGACGGCCUGGAGAAGACCCCGUCCAGUGAGGUGGUGGUCAACAUGUGCGGGGCCCUGAACCACCUGGUCACCUGCAGUUCUUUAGCUGCCCGAGAUAUCGCCUACUUCAACGGUCUUCCUAAGCUGAUGGGCAUAAAAACGUCACAUGAUAACAGCUCUGGGAGUCUCCGGGCUGCCAGGGCGGCCUCCACCGUGCUCUGCAACAUGUUCCAGUACAACAAGCUGCACAAAGAUUACAAACUGAGAGGAUUUACCCGACAGAACUUCGUCGAUCCCAGCUUCUAGUCUCUGUUUCCUCCCAGUGUGAAUUCUGCAGUGAAGAGAAGGAGGCGAACGGACCGACCAGAACCAAACACAGGAGCUGUUAUUCCUCCGUUUGGAACCGUUUGACUGAUUUAUGGAUGCGUUGUGUUUUUCACAGUAACAUGAAGCUGGUUAAUUUUAGACUGAUUCUGACAUGACAUAUGGUUUAUCCCUGACAGAAUAGAUUCAGACUUAAUGUUGUAAAAACAUACAGACUGCAGCGAUCUGUUAGUGUGUAUCAAGUUUCCCUUUUAACUGUUGGUGUUGCAUACACACUAUAAUCCUAAUUCUGAUUCAUCUCAUUUCUGAAAUGUUUCUUAUUGUUGAGGCGACUGAAAGCUUUACACAUCGUCACACUUCUCUUUGGAAGCUGAAGUUCUGCUCAAGCUCCCAUCAGAGAAGAAGAAACCUGCUAGAUGCAGUAGUUUUUAAAAGGUUUAUCGAGACUAUUUAUGAAUAUUUUGCCCCUUUUUGAGGAGUACAUUUUUGUCUUUUUUGAAGUAUGAUAACAAAGAUCUGCAGCUGGAUUUGGCAUGUAUGUAGGUAGAUAUGUUUAAAUUGGAUAUUUAACAUGGAAUUGCUCCAGAACUCUGAUGACUUGUAUGUGUUGAACACUUUAUUUAGUGUCUCUCAGUCCAUCCUGCACAUUCUGUUUUUACCGGUUUGGGUAAAAACACACACCAAUACACGCUCACACACACAUGCUGUUUUUCUACAAAGCAGUUCAUGUAGUAACUCUAAUAUCUGAAUUAAGUUGUGAGUUACAGACACAAACGUUCUUAUGUAAGAGAAAAUGUGCUUAAAGUGUAAAAUGCAGUAGUUAUGUGAUUCCAAAGCAAAGCUGUGUAAAACUUCAUACUUGCACUGUUUCCUCAUAGCAGUGUGGAAAAAUGAGGUAAGAGCCAAUGAGGUUCCUCCCUUUGGAUUCCCGUCUCAAAGAGGAAUGCUGAGGAGACGUAACAUCCUUCAGACCGUCAUGUCAUUCUCAGUCUCACCUCUGAGGGUCACGGUUUAAUUUAGUUUGGGAUUUUAGCUCCUGAUGUCAAUAACGGUUAGAUAAUAUAAAUGAAUAACGUUUUUAAUGAAACAUAUUGAAGUUAACAAUCAUGGUUAGACCAGUGCUUCUCAAAGGAUUUAAUAACAAGAUGAAGUUCCACCAAGUUGACAGAAAUUCUUAAACACAACAGAACUUGGACUAUUUUCUGUUUUUUUGUGUUUUGUCAUUACAAACUUAAACUACAUGAUUGGUUCAUGGAGUCAGUGUAUUUAUGGAUUCUGUUUUUCCUCAUAAGUGGAAGUUUUGAAGUUUUACAGUUGAAAAUUGCAUUAACAGAAUAGAGGUUUCUAAUUCUGACCUCAAGAUCCAACAUGGCUGCCUUGUAUAAAACCUACUAACAUCUGCAGAAAAAAAGAAAUGUUUAUUUGUGUUAUGAUGCCCCCUUUUGUGAAUAUGUUACUAAAGUUUGAAAGUACAAAUCACAUAGAAAUGUUGGCUACUAAUGAUACUGUUACUCAGCAUUUUUAGAAAACUCGUUCCUAAGAAAACCCUGGGCUCGUUGCUGGUAAGGAAGUCUACAAAGUAACAGUAACUGGUUUUCCAUUUGGGUUUUGGACUCUGUGAUGGUUGGUGCUUGUUAGCUCUACAUUACAGUUCAUGUGUUUGCAUUUACUACACUUCCUCUGAGUCAUGUAGCCCUGUGGGCUUAGAUUACAGGGACAACUGAUCAGUUCUGAUCAAUAGUUACAUUAGCCACCAAUAUUCCAGUAAAAGCUACUACUCCAGAGUAAGAAUGAAAAAGUCAAUCCACAAGCAGAAAAAAAACAGCUGCAGGCUCUGAUUUGGAAACAUUGAAAUGAAUCGCUACUGUACAUCAUGUAACUGAUAGUAAAAACAAGUUUCACUUUUAGUAUUCAGUGUUUUUAGGUAGUUCUGUCUAACAUUAAAUGUGUUGACGCUUCCAACUUCUAUGUAACUUUGUCACAAUUCAAACUUUUUGUGUUAUCACUAAUAAUACAGCAAAGAAACGUGUGAAUGUGUCGCUACCUGUACUAUGAGUGAGUGGUUCAUUUUUCAUACAACUCUCUCUGUGCUGAAUAAACAAGCUGAAAAGUAGAAUAACACAAAGUGCUUUUAAAUAGUUGAAUUAUUAAUCCUGUUUGACAUCAACUCACCUGAUAUGAUUGUAGCUGUUUUCUGUCACCUGUUCAGGAUGUCAGCUGUUCCUGUUAACCUGGUUUGAUCAUGUAGCAAUUUCCAAUGUAAUAAAGUUUAGAAACAGUAAAAAAAAUAAAAUAAAAUUUUAUCUACAUUUGAAAUAAUUAGAAUAAUAAUUUUAAUAAAGUCUGAGGAAUUGUU